CCCAUUAACUCCCUUUCAUACUGCAACCACACACUUUCAAAUCACCAAAAACCUAACACCAAACGAAUAAACAAACAAACAAACCCAAAAAAAAAAAAAAAAAAAAAAAACCUUAAAAACAAAACACAAACUCAAACCAAACCACAGUUUCUCAUCAAAUGUUCUUCUCUUCCCUCUCUUCCUGCUUCCGCUCUUCCCAACCCACCACCCUCCACGACGCCACGCUCUCCACCAUCCUCACCACCUUCAUCUACCACACCCAAAACGGCUCCAUUUCGCUCACAUGGUCACGCUCCAUGUUGGGUCGUUCCCUUCACGUCCACCUCCACGACCACUCCUCCUUCCACCUCCACCUCAAGCCCUGGAACAAAACCGGUUCCAAGAAACUCUCCCACAACACGCUCUUCCUCUGGAACCUAACCAAAGCCAGGUUCGGCUCCGGACCCGAACCUCUCUCCCGAUUCUACCUCGCCCUCCUCGUUGACCACACCAACCUCACCCUCCUCGUCGGAGACCUCACCCCAAAAACCAGACCCCACAGACCUAACACCAACGCACAACAAGUUCUCCUUCUGAAACGGGACCACGUCCACGUGGCGUCACACCGCAGCAGGGUGUACCAGACAAAGAGCAUACUCGGAGGUAAGGUUAGGGAAAUCCAAAUAGACUGCGACGCUUGCAGUAGCGAGGAGGAGGGUCUGAGGUUGGUUUUCUGUGUGGAUGAGGAGAAGGUUCUGGAAGUGACGCGGUUGAAGUGGAAGUUCAGAGGGAGCGAGCGUGUGGAGGUGGAUGGUGCCCACGUGCAGAUCUCGUGGGACGUGCAUGAUUGGCUUUUCGAAAAGGAUAAGGAUCACGGUUGUAGUAAUUACAGCAGUGAUGUGAGUGGCAACAGUGAUGGUGGUAAUGGUAAAAACGAGGGACAUGCGGUUUUCAUGUUUAAGUUUGAGAACGACGAGGUAGGAGGUGGGAGUGGGAAGGAGGUGGAUGUCGGGUGGUCGAGUGGGGAGUGGAAGAAUGGAAAGAGUUGGUCGUCUUCUUCGCUGUCGGUUUCUUCUUCUGUUGGGUCUUUUGGUGGGAGUUCCUCUGUCAUGGAAUGGUCCAGCGUGGAGGAGAAUGAAUUGGUGGUUCCUUUUGGUUUUUCUUUGGUGGUUUAUGCUUGGAGAAAGUAAAAACUUAAUGGGUUUUAUUUUUCUUUUUCUUCCCUGAGAAAGGUUAAUUGGAUCUUAUGAGAGUGUAUAGAAGAGUAUAUGUGUUGUUUAAAUUGGUCUUUAGCUUUUGAGUGUUUCGGAAAACUAAAUAUGAUUAUUUGACUAGUAUAUGAACUAUACAAAGAUAAGCUCUUUAGUCAAGAGUUUGAUCCACAAUUCACUCUAUCUGUUGGUAGAGAUAAACUUUUUCUUUGAGAGUUUGAAGAAAAAUCAGUUCUUUCUUUAUGAAGAUUAGUCUUGUGAUUUUCAGUCGAAAGAUGGGAGAUACUGUGAAUGUCCAAAGAAGUUCUUGAAGCUAGAAUGGAAGAUGGAAGAUACUGAAAAAAGGUUGGUGACAUGAUAGAGUGAAAUGUUCUCGAUUGAAAUUUAUUGCAGUUGCUAUUUGCACACAUUCAUUGAGUGAGUAAUUUGGCAUCUUUAACCAAA
Vigna unguiculata (cowpea) is the source of this 1634-nucleotide messenger RNA. RefSeq lists its product as uncharacterized. The record is from RefSeq and is a predicted model, not a curated record. Lineage: Eukaryota; Viridiplantae; Streptophyta; Magnoliopsida; Fabales; Fabaceae.